Messenger RNA from Maylandia zebra (zebra mbuna), 1931 nucleotides. RefSeq names its product tRNA methyltransferase O (gene trmo). Lineage: Eukaryota; Metazoa; Chordata; Actinopteri; Cichliformes; Cichlidae. The record is from RefSeq and is a predicted model, not a curated record.
CAUUCCUUCAUCAUGGCGUGUUUUGUGCAGCACAUGUAACUACACAUUAUUUUUAAAUGAUGGACGGGUAAUUUAAGCGAAACGGCAGCAAAAAUAAUCCCAAACCAACGAACCCACAGCAAUGACAGACUUACAGAGGGGAUUCAGAGGAGCCGACCUGUUUCAGUUUAACGCGUGCAGCACUCUUGGUUGGCCAACAAUAAAGUCUAGCAUGCACUUCCGCGUUGACAAAGUCUCUCCGGUCUCAGGAGCAACAACAGCCGCUAAAAGCUCACCGUUUCAGAGCUGUCUUUUGUCUUUGUGUUAGUAAGAUGAGUCCGCUGUGUGAGUGCUGCUCCGAGCACAUGGAUAAACUGAACCAGCAGGUUUCUGUGAUGCGAAAAGAAAUCAAGAACCUGAGGCAGACGCUAGACAGUGCAAUUAGAGCUCAUCGCAAACAGCUGCUGGCGGUUCAGGCUGUAGUGUCGAAGAUUGGACUCAGCGAAGAAGUUAAAGCUCCAGCACCUACACCACCUUCACCACCGUCGCCAGCAGGAUUAGAGCGAGGGGACAUCCAAACGGUCCCAAUUGGUUACAUUAGUUCCUGUUUUUCUGUGAAGAACGGGACUCCCCGGCAGCCCACUAUUUGUGGCCCUUCAAGGGCAGAACUUCGAAUUCAGCCGAGUGUCUUCAACAACCCGGAGCACGCUCUGGUGGGCCUGGAGCAAUACUCCCAUGUUUGGAUAAUUUUUCUCUUCCACAAAAACGGCCACCUGAGCUACAAAGCCAAAGUGAGGCCGCCCAGGCUGAACGGGCAGAGAGUCGGUGUGUACUCGACACGCAGUCCUCAUCGACCGAAUGCGUUGGGCCUAACACUGGCAAAGCUCGACAAAAUACACGGUGAUACUCUACACCUGUCAGACAUUGAUAUGAUUGCAGGCACCCCAGUCCUGGACAUCAAACCCUAUAUCCCAGAGUAUGACUCCCCCGACACCCGGAGGAGCUAUGAGGAGGACUCAGAGCCCUGUAAUUCAAACACUGACCAAAUGAAUGACGACAAGAGAAACCGCACUAACCUCCCUGAAGGAUCAGACAUAGAUGUGCAGUUAAACACAGAAGAUCGAGGAGCAGCGAGUGAUUAUGUGGGGAAUCUCCUCCCAGAAGAAAAAACGAAUACUAACGCAACAGGUUCAUCUCAUAUCAGUGCUCAGUUUUCUCUGUCCAAAGACCUCAGUAAUGUGCUGGAGGAGGUCAAGGCUUUUGUGAACCAAGACGUUUUCUUAAGUUCUGAGAGUAAGAACCGAGGUUCAGACUCUCCUAAAACUAAACCACCUUUGUUGGAAGUAGACCAUCCCUGCUACGGAGAGGAAGCCUACACUACGAUCGCAGGCUGGAUCAGAGAGCCUCCUGUCGCAAGUCUGGAUGUGCGAUUCAGCCUUCACGCGGAGAGGGAGCUGGCAGAAUUCAUCCCUGCACACCUGUCAGGACUGUCUGAAAGCCACAGACCCCAGUUUAAGUUUCUGCGCAGUACAGAGGAGGCAGUCGCUGCCAUCAGAGGGGUCCUGUCAGCAGACCCCCGAUCCGUCUACAGGAGGACUCGCUGCAAGGACAGACUCUUUUUCUUCACCCUUGACACGGCUGACAUUACCUGCUGGUUUGGACAAGGCUUUGCAGAGGUGCUGCAGGUAAAACCUGUAGAGCCGCACAUUGCUUCAGUAUGAGAAACUUUUUCAUUGAUGGAUUUUGAGCUGAAGAGAGGAGCCUUUCAUGUGACACAAAAACACCCUCUUGUUUGUUCCUUUCUUUUUGGUAUUUCAAUCUAAAUUCUUUGCUGGCAAACUUUUAUUUGUAAAUCAUAUUGGCUUACUUAAAAUCAGACAGAAGAAUAAUGAGGCAUUGUAUAUUCAAAGUUGUAUUGGAUAAUUAAAUAAGAUAUUUAUUUAAAAAACAAA